Molecule: messenger RNA, 612 nt
Organism: Exophiala aquamarina CBS 119918
Lineage: Eukaryota; Fungi; Ascomycota; Eurotiomycetes; Chaetothyriales; Herpotrichiellaceae
Exons: 3
Biological process (GO): regulation of transcription by RNA polymerase II
Cellular component (GO): nucleus
Molecular function (GO): RNA polymerase II transcription regulatory region sequence-specific DNA binding; DNA-binding transcription factor activity, RNA polymerase II-specific
Source: RefSeq, a predicted model, not a curated record
AUGCCUAGGGAUAAUCAAAUAUCUAUAGAUGGAGGCUUAGAUCGUUUCGCCUGCAUGUCAUGCGACGAGCGAAUUUUCACUUCUGAAAGCGCACUGCUGCAGCAUUGCCGAAAGGCUACUUGCCAUCAGGGAGAAUGGUGCGAACGCUGCACGUGGCUGUUCGUGUCUCAAUCAGCAUACCAAGCACACAGGCGCGAUUCCGAUGUACACUGGGUUUGUUCAAAAUGUGGCUGUGACGAGAGCGAAAAAGACCGCCUAAUUUCUCACAUGUCGGAAUCCCAUUUGUAUUGCUUCGAAUAUUGUGAGCAAGAGUUUGACAACGAAAAUAAUCUGCAAAUGCACAAACAAAUACAUCUCCCUCGAUCGAAAGAAUGUCACGGAUGUACACGCAAGUUUGCAACCGUCUCCGCAAUGAUGUUGCAUCUCGAAUCCGAUACGUGCCCGUCAGGUAUUACUCUCGGCGAUAUCGAUCAAUGGGCCUUUGGGUGCUAUCAAUCACGCUACUAUACUAACGAAUGGGAUGAUGAGUAUAAGUACAAGUGCCCUACAUGCGGGAAUGAAUUCGAAUUUGUCAGCGGAUUGUUUCAACACAUUGAAAGUCCUUCUUGCGAU